UACUGCUACUUUUGUUCUCUUCCGCUGACUCCCACAGAGAAGACGACGACCCUCCUCCAUUAAAGAUCGGUCCUUUUGGCUCUAUUCCACUCUCACCAACGCAAACCACCCCUUUCGAGCCCUAAUUUACUCUCAGAGGAACAAUGUUGUAGGUGAUCGUAACAAAUUGGGCUUUCUUAUCAACAAAACAAACUUCGAGUCUGGCAUAGAUAACUGUCAAUUUGCCUUCAUGAUUUUUAAUAGUUUCUCUUGUAGAAGCUGCUGGUCUGUUUUGCUUUCCUCAGAUUUGUUGUGUACCAUAUAAAAUAUCUAAGACGGGUGCUCUUUGUUGUGUGGCCAGUGGGCCACAUGGACCUAAAUCUAAUUCCUCUAGAAGAGCGUGUUCCAUGGAUCCAAGUGAUCCUCAAUGGCGAACCAAUUCAAGCUACUCACCUCAUUUAUCAAGAAGAUGGGACUGCAGUUCUCAGUCAGAUGAACUUUCCAACAGAGUCCAUGAAAUUCCUUUAACGGGAUGUUCAUUCCCUUUACAUAGUAAAAGUGGAAGACAAACUGGUGACCUAAAUCAUCACCAUUCUGUGUCAGAUGGGGCUGUAUCUUAUACAGGGAGCCCAUCUGACAACCUCCAAGCGCGCCCCUGGACACCAUGUACACAUAGAUAUGAUCUUGGGGAACUCUCUACACUUACUAGAGAUGCGAGGCCUGAAGCUUCUGUAUUCUCUAAGGGAAGUGAGGGAUCCGUCUCUGUGGUAAACAGUAUUGGUUCUCCUUUUUCACCAUUAGAAUCUAGUAGAUGGCCAUCCACUAGCAAGCAGCCCCGUCAACUUUCAAACAGGCGCUCAUUCAUUUCGAAACCCAUCUAUCCACUUAUUUUCCAGAAUCCUGUUUCAGAUGCGGAUAUUUCUGGAAUAGCCGAAGAAAGCCCUAGUGGUGCAAAAAUGCCUCAGGAAGAUAAUGUGACUUCUCCCUUGUGGACUGAGAGAACAUUGAGUCCUGAGCUUAAGUUCCACAGAGCCCUAACUGAACUCCGGAAGAUGGAAACUUCUCCAGAUCUCAGCAUGAGUUCAAGGAGGGAAGGAUUUAGAUGGAGUAAUGCAAGUAGCUACGAUUUUAGGUUUGAUGGAGAUUCUGCAGAAAUCAGAGACAAUAUCGAUGUAGAGAACCAGAGAUGCCCCAUUAACACAGCAGCAUACCAGAAAUGUGAACUUUGCAAGAGGUCAUUGCACCAGAAGUCUCCUUGGAGUUCUAACCGGAUCAUUAGAAGUGGUGAUAUGCCCGUCACUGGCAUACUCCCAUGCCACCAUGUUUUCCAUGCAGAUUGUUUGGAAGAGAUCACUCCAAAGAGUCAAAUCCAUGAACCGUCCUGCCCAGUGUGUCUGAAAGCCAUUGGACAAGAAAAACCAACAUCAUUCUCAGAACCUCUCCAUGUGGCCCUAAAGUCUGCUAGCAAUGAUCAAGGCAUGGGAGUAUCCAGCGGAGCAGGUACCAGCAGUAACCUGAUCUCACAUCAGAUUGAGGAGGAAAUGAAACGAAUCAACUCACUUGCCAUGCCUCAACAUAGGGCCUCAUCUAUGAAGAACCGCAUCAAAAAGCAUUUUUCUUUCAAGAGCAAGACAGAAAAGGUACUCCCAGGGGCCAAGAUGUUUAGGAGAGGCAAUUGACAUUAUCACUCAGAAAAUUAUGAGAACACAUACUGCAAUAUCGAUCAUGGAUUUCCAGGUUGGUGUCCCCUACUGCAUGCUCCACCUUGUUGUCCCUGCCCAUUAUGAGGGUUAUACUUUCAGUUUCUGAAAAAUUAGGAAUAUUAUUACAAAGAACAAAAUAGGCCAUGCCACCUUUAAAUAUGCUGGCACUGCAAUGGAUAAUUUUUUGUACUUAUAGUUCAAUCUUGAAUACCUCCGCUGAUAUAAUGUUAUGUGACCUUAAUUUGUUGUAUUAUCUGAAUAAUUACACGAACCAGAAAAAAGUGGUAGAUAUAUUUGAAUUUGACA
This is a messenger RNA of Zingiber officinale, 1988 nucleotides long. RefSeq lists its product as uncharacterized. The transcript has 5 exons. Bases 387 to 1658 code for a protein of 423 amino acids. Lineage: Eukaryota; Viridiplantae; Streptophyta; Magnoliopsida; Zingiberales; Zingiberaceae. The record is from RefSeq and is a predicted model, not a curated record.